AUGAAUGGAGGAUCUGAACUCAAUGGGUCGGUGACGGUGAAGGUGGUCAUCGCACUGGAGGAGGUAGCAGAAAGUAAGCAAGGGCAAGGUGAUGCCGCUAAUACAUGCUCAUUCCAUCAAACAUCUGGUCAAUUCCAAGAACACAUAGACCUACAGAAGAUAUCUAAAAUAAUGUUUAGAAAUGAAAAAUACAAUAUUCUUAAACCAACAUUACAUGUUGUAAGAGAUCAUUUCAAAGACUUUAUACAAAAAAGGAACAGCGGAAAUUUUCCAACAGAUAAAGUAUAUUUAGAUAAAAAUGGUUUUAGACAUUUUUGGGAAGGCAUGGAGAUCUCUAGGCCUAAAAGUUUACGCAAAGCUGAUUUAUCUGACAAAGCAAUGACCUUAAACACUGACAAAGAAAACAUAUUACUUAAACUCAAUAAGAAAGAAAUUUCUACUGUCAAUAAUUUUAAUAAAAAUGACACAACAGUCAAAAUUAAAGAUAAACCAAGAAGAAAGAAGAAAAUAGAAGUAGAUAUCUUUACUCCAGCUAAACAUAGUUUAAGAGAAAAGUCAACUGUUGUGAAAACUACUUUUUUUUGUCCAUUUUUUGGUGUUAUUACAAUGUCUACUAAUGUUGGUAAUAAUUUUAAUAAUCUCAAAGAUACUGCAAGACAUUAA
Molecule: messenger RNA, 663 nt
Organism: Vanessa atalanta (red admiral)
Lineage: Eukaryota; Metazoa; Arthropoda; Insecta; Lepidoptera; Nymphalidae
Exons: 3
Coding region: 1-663 (220 amino acids)
Source: RefSeq, a predicted model, not a curated record